ACGGAAAAUAUUUCUCUAUUUUUCUAUUCAUUUUUUUCACGGAUUUUAUAUUUGAGCUGCACUUUCUUCCUUAGGAAACACGCACAAGAUAAGAAUCUGAGGAAUACUAGGAUAGCCUGAAUCAUGCCACGUGGAAAGUACGUUAAUCAUAAGGGGCGCACUCGUCAGUUCACUCCGGCAGAGAUAUUGCAGAUGGAGCCGGAACGUCUGCGCCAAGACGAGGAUAAGAAGAUCCCGGUACGGAGCCACCCAAAGACGGAUUCCGACGAUAAGUUCUUUCGCAACCGUGGUGUCCAUAGCCUGAUCGAGAUAUCCAAUCCGAAUCGCAUGCCGCGGGAGAAACAUAAGAGCCUUUUGAUAACCAUGGCGGGGCAGGAGCAACUUUCCCCGGACGAUGAUGAAGGCGAGAUGAAGAGGCGAAACGAAAGGAAGAGGGAGAGGAUGCAAUACGAGAAUAUGCAGAAGAGCAAGGAGACGGUGGCUGACUUGGCCAGGUUGGCGAUAAUUCGUCAGGAAAGGGAAGCGGCUGCCCAGCGCCGUUUGGCUGCUAAGAAAGCAGCCGCCGAGUCCGCCUCCUCUAGUUCGACUUCAUCUCUCAAGAAGAUCAUUCCGAAGUCCGGCGAACAGAUGGAGGACUCCCAAUCGGAAGACCUGGUUCGCUCCUCACGGCUUCAAAGGAAGCCCCGAUCUUCACGCAAGAAGUAGAGAUUAGAGUAACUGCUACUAUUUGGAAAUUGGAACAAAACCUCCGAAAUAAUUUAUAAAUUAAGGCCAAGAAGCAAAAUCAAGCUGGCGAAAAAAAUUCGAAAAUUUGAAUCUCAACUGGGUUAAGCAUGCGAUGGUUGAAUGUCAUUCUAUUUCGUUGUAGGUUUUGUCCACUUCCACAAAUAAAGAACAAAAACUAA
This is a messenger RNA of Drosophila eugracilis, 905 nucleotides long. RefSeq names its product 28 kDa heat- and acid-stable phosphoprotein-like. Gene Ontology annotation, molecular function: RNA binding. The transcript is spliced from 2 exons. The record is from RefSeq and is a predicted model, not a curated record. NCBI's taxonomy places the organism in Eukaryota, Metazoa, Arthropoda, Insecta, Diptera, Drosophilidae. The coding region runs from base 124 to 705 and encodes 193 amino acids. Gene Ontology annotation, cellular component: cytosol.